AUGAACAAUCAUAAAGCCCCGGGUCCUGAUGGGAUGUCAGUUUUAUUUUACAAGCACUACUGGGAGUCUGUUGGAUCUGAUUUCUGUGAUGCGGUACUUGACUUCUUUGAGAACGGUAAUAUGCAUAGAGGAAUCAAUGCCACCAAUAUUGUCCUCAUCCCAAAGGUCCAAAACCCUAAACGUACCAACCAAUUCAGGCCCAUUUCUCUGUGUAAUAUGGUGUACAAAGUCAUAGCGAAGAUUUUGGCGAACAGAAUUAGACCCAUUCUCCCUUCCAUAAUUUGCCCAACCCAAGCUGCCUUUGUUCCGGGAAGAAAUAUCCAUGAUAACAAUGUCAUCGUUCAGGAGAUAAUUCACUCAUUUAAUAGGAAGAGAGGUCGAGCCAACUUAACUGAGGCAAAUGGCUUCUGGAGCUGCCUAGAUAAUUUCUGCUCUUGGUCUGGCCAGCAGGUAAAUAAGCUUAAGACGACAAUUUUCUUCAGUAACAAUACCUCGGAGAACAUGCGUAGAGAUAUCAAGGAAGCCUUAGGAAUUGAUUAUCCUGAGGGGUGUGUAAAAUAUCUGGGUCUUCCCUUAUUCAGAUCCAGACAGAAAGAUGCUGACUUCAACUUUAUCCUAGACAAUCUAACGUCAAAACUUCAGGGUUGGAAGGCAAAGACCUUGUCAAAGGCGGGUUGUGCAACACUUAUAAAAUCUGUGGGAUUGUCUUUGCCUAUGUAUGCAAUGCAAACAACCAAGCUCUCCUCUCGGAUGGUUAAUCGGAUUGAUAGUUUGGUUAGAGAUUUCUGGUGGGGGUUCGAGAAAGGAAACCAUGGACUCCACCUAAAGGCUUGGGAUAAGCUCUGUCUCCCUAAAUCUUUAGGUGGAUUGGGGUUCCGGAAAACAAAAGAAAUGAACCAGGCUUUCUUGGCCAAUUGGGGGUGGAGUAUCUUAAAUGGGAGCCAAUCUUUGUGCUCUAAAGUUUUGUUGGCAAAGUACCUCCGGGGAAAAGAUCUCCUCUCUUGCAGGUAUAAAAACUCUGACUCUUGGUUUUGGAAAAGUGUUGUCAAGGCCACCUCUAUUCUGAAAAAAGGAGCCUGCAAGUUGGUUGCUAAUGGCGAAUCGACGAACAUCUGGUCGGAUCCUUGGAUUCCACAUUUGAAGGACUUCUGUCCGAAACGAAUAAGGGAUGGGCCUUUUAACCCAAUUAAAGUGGCGGAGCUUAUUCUUGACAAUGGUCAAUGGGACAUACAAAAGUUGAGGUGCCUUUUUGAUCAUGAAACUGUUGCGGCAAUCUUGAAAGGGGGCCACCCCUCUGGUUUGGGCCCUGAUAGAUGGGUGUGGACGCUGGAAAGUAGUGGACAGUUCACGAGUAAAUCAGCGUAUCUAUCCCAAGCUUUAGAAAGAGCUCCACACUGUGUCGUCGCCCCAAAGCUUUGGAACAAACUGUGGAAUAGCAAAAUCCUGGAGCGACACAAGAUUAUGUGGUGGAGUAUUUUGUCAAACGCUCUCCCGGUGAGAGCUGUGAUCGCUCGCAGAUUCCAAAUAGCAGACACAAACUGCCCCCUUUGUGGAAGUGGUGAGGAAUCUGUUGAACAUCUAUUUCUUUCCUGUGAGGUGGCUCAACACUUAUGGCGUUCUUCUCCUUGGGGUAUCUAUCCGGUCUGUGACACGGGUAUUCGCGUCUGGGAUUGGGUCAAGUUCAUCUGGGAUCUUAAAUACAAAGGAGCUAAUGUUGAUGAUAUUUUCUUGUAUGCUUCUAUUAUUGUGGAUACUUUAUGGAGGGUGCGUAAUGACAAGAUCCAUAAUAACUGCCCUGUUGAUUUUAACAAAUGCUUUGAUAUUAUUUGUACUUCCUAUGCAGAUAUGUAUGAUUCUUUGCUCACUAGUCCCACUCCUGUGUUACCAAUUGCCUGGUCCCCUCCUCCUUUGGACUGGAUUAAGCUCAAUUGUGAUGUGAAAGUGGGCCUGGAAAGUAUGUGUAUUGCUGUAGUGACUAGAGAUCAUUUCGGCAGAGUGCUUAGAGUUCACACAGCUCGGGAGGAGUUCUCGGAUGCUCUGUGCGGUGAAGCUGCGGCUUGCUGUUUGGCGGUGUCAAUCGCUUUGGAUUCCGGCUAUAAGUUUGUUAUUGUGGAGAAUGAUUCGAGGGUAGUCAUCGAUGCCAUCAAUGGGAAGGUUUCGCAUUGGGCUUUAGUGAACUAUAUCUCAUUUUGUACUAAAUCUUCUCCUUCUUUUGAUAGUUGUAUUUUCUCUUAUGUCAGUAGAACUUGUAACUUUGCCGCUCAUAAUGUGGCUAGAUGGGCUUUCGCCCAUCAGAUGUAUGGGUCUCUACCGGUCUCUUCUAUUCCGGAUGCUCUAUUUUGUAACGACCGUGAGGUCUAA
Cannabis sativa is the source of this 2361-nucleotide messenger RNA. RefSeq lists its product as uncharacterized. Bases 1 to 2361 code for a protein of 786 amino acids. Gene Ontology annotation, molecular function: nucleic acid binding; RNA-DNA hybrid ribonuclease activity. The transcript is spliced from 2 exons. Lineage: Eukaryota; Viridiplantae; Streptophyta; Magnoliopsida; Rosales; Cannabaceae. The record is from RefSeq and is a predicted model, not a curated record.